Triplophysa rosa is the source of this 3643-nucleotide messenger RNA. It is a transcript of the gene ppp2r5d, whose product is annotated as protein phosphatase 2, regulatory subunit B', delta. Gene Ontology annotation, cellular component: cytosol; nucleus; protein phosphatase type 2A complex. The record is from RefSeq and is a predicted model, not a curated record. Gene Ontology annotation, biological process: protein dephosphorylation; signal transduction. The transcript is spliced from 17 exons. Bases 100 to 1911 code for a protein of 603 amino acids. Gene Ontology annotation, molecular function: protein phosphatase activator activity. NCBI's taxonomy places the organism in Eukaryota, Metazoa, Chordata, Actinopteri, Cypriniformes, Nemacheilidae.
UGCAGGAGGGCGCGGGGAGCUGGAGGUAACAGAGUGCGCGAGAGCCCGAGUGCAAGGGAAGCCUAUCACGGAGGCACGGCUAAAGACAACAUUUGCAAAAUGCCGAAUAAAACAAAAAAAGAUAAGGAACCCACCAAAUCUGCAAAAAGCAGCACAAAGAACAGUAAUGCUGGAGGCGGAAAGGAUGCUGGCACUGAAAAUUCAGAAGAGGCCCAGCAGACUGCCAGCAAGCGUCCGAGCAAUAGCACUCCUCCACCUACUCAGCUCAACAAAAUCAAGUACUCAGGUGGGCCACAGAUCGUAAAGAAGGAGCGCAGACAGAGCUCAUCACGAUUCAACCUCAGCAAGAACCGGGAGCUGCAGAAACUCCCUGCACUCAAAGAUGCCCCGCCCAUCGACCGAGAAGAAUUGUUUGUCCAGAAGCUGCGGCAGUGCUGCGUGCUUUUCGACUUUGUGACCGAUCCACUGAGCGAUCUCAAGUACAAGGAGGUGAAGCGAGCCGGCCUCAACGAAAUGGUGGAGUACAUCACACACAACCGCGAUGUGGUCACGGAGUCCAUCUAUCCUGAAGCUGUCAUAAUGUUUUCUGUAAACCUGUUCAGGACUCUGCCACCCUCCUCCAACCCAACAGGAGCUGAGUUUGACCCUGAGGAGGAUGAACCUACCCUGGAGGCAGCUUGGCCUCACCUGCAGCUGGUAUAUGAAUUCUUCUUACGGUUCCUGGAGUCACCGGACUUCCAGCCUAAUAUUGCCAAAAAAUACAUUGACCAAAAGUUUGUAAUGUCGCUUCUGGAGCUUUUUGACAGUGAAGAUCCAAGAGAACGGGACUUCCUGAAGACCAUCCUGCACAGGAUCUAUGGAAAGUUCUUAGGGCUGAGAGCUUACAUCCGUAGGCAGAUAAACAACAUAUUCUACAGGUUUAUAUACGAGACGGAGCAUCACAAUGGAAUUGCUGAGCUCUUAGAAAUCUUAGGAAGCAUAAUCAAUGGCUUUGCCCUGCCACUGAAAGAAGAGCACAAAAUGUUCCUCAUCAGAGUGCUACUGCCUUUACACAAAGUCAAGUCUCUUAGCGUCCAUCACCCACAGCUGGCCUACUGUGUGGUGCAGUUUUUGGAAAAGGACAGCAGCCUCACUGAGCCGGUGAUCAUGGGUCUGCUGAAGUUCUGGCCCAAGACCCACAGUCCUAAGGAAGUGAUGUUUCUGAAUGAGCUGGAGGAAAUCCUGGAUGUCAUCGAACCCUCAGAAUUUGUUAAAGUUAUGGAGCCCCUGUUUAGACAACUGGCCAAGUGUGUAUCAAGUCCACACUUUCAGGUUGCUGAAAGAGCAUUGUAUUACUGGAACAACGAGUACAUCAUGAGCUUGAUCAGUGACAACGCUGCCAAGAUACUGCCUAUCAUGUUCCCCGCUCUCUACAAGAACUCCAAGAGUCACUGGAACAAGACAAUUCACGGGCUUAUCUACAAUGCUUUGAAGCUCUUUAUGGAGAUGAACCAGAAACUAUUUGAUGACUGCACUCAGCAAUACAAGGCUGAGAAGCAAAAAGAGAAGUAUAAGCUGAAGGAGCGGGAAGAGAUGUGGCAUAAAAUUGAGGCGCUGGCGAAACAGAACCCUCAGAGUACAAAGGUCCAGCUUCGACCCGGUCUGACCCAAGAGGAGUAUAUGAUGUAUAAUGAAAGUCCUGGAGGGAUGCCCCCGUAUUCAAUGGAGACGGAGACCCCUACCGCUGAGGACAUUCAACUUCUGAAGAAGACUGUUGAGUCAGAAGCCUCACAGGGAAUGAAAGACCUCAAGAAAGACAAGGUGUUGAUGAGGAGAAAGUCUGAGCUGCCACAGGACGUGUAUACUAUAAAAGCUCUGGAAGUUCACAAGCGAGCAGAAGAGUACCUGACGGCCAACCAGGAAGCCCUCUGACCGGGGAGCAACGCCACCCUCCACCACACCUAAACUGUCCCUCUCGUCUUGGUCCAAAAUUGUUGCCUGCUGUAACCCACCCCUCUAUUCCUUGGCCUCUUUCCAUCCUCUCUUCCUCCCUUACUGUCUGCAACAAUUCAGCCCACAGAGCAGUGGAGAGCUCCCAUGCACGCUGUCCCACCGAAAUGCGCACACACAAACACUUUCCAGAGUUCAUUCGUCCCGAUCUUCACACAUUGACAGCAACAUUUGGAUUGUUAGAAAGAGACGAGGUUUACAAAUUAUCAAAGUAUGCUCAUUUGUGUCUUUGUUUUUAUUUUCCUCCACUUUGUGUCUCCAGGCAUUUGUCCGCAUGUUCUUAUCCCAUUUGUUCUGCUGCUUGAGCGCUCCUACCGUGUGCCAUUCACUGCCUCUGGAAAUGUAUUCAUUCUCUCUGACGUGUUUGGCACGAAGGGGGCCACACGUAACUAAAUGAAUCAUGUUACUGAAGAUAAAUGAAGCUCAGAACGGAGGCGGUGACCCUGUGCUGGAUCUCCUGCUCCUGUGUGGGCCGCUCUUUCAUAACAGACCGAGUGGUUUUGCUAAGCAUAGGGAGUUUUGCCAAAUGAGAAUGACAAUCUUUUUCUGUCAUGGAGUAAACAAAUGACAGAAACGGUUUUCUUAGAAAAGAGGUGUUUUUGUAUCACAGAUGCGAAUUGAAGAUAGUUUCCCCAAAAGCGAUCACAGAAUUACAAAGGGGAGGCCUGAUUUACUGUCUUGGCUUUAGUUGUCAAGACCUUUAAAUUAUUUGUGGGACCCAAGACCAUGCCCAUACAGAAGGAUGGAGAGGCUAAAGCUUUUGACAUGGUUCAUUUGCUGUUUUGUGGAAGCGUUCACCAGCAUAAUGAAAACGGCCAUUAUUCCCGACUGCACUUUUGUCUUUAUCCUCACUUUAUUUUUAAGCGAUACCUCUUAAACAAAUACCCAUGAACAUCCCAUUGAAAACAGCUUUGCUUCCAUAUUUGAGCCUUUACAAAAGUGCUUUAUCCACCCAAGCAAAUGUUUUUUUUUUUCAAAAAGAAUAUUAAGUCCUGUUAGGAGCAGGAUUGUGUAGCGCUUGGUCAUACACUUAUGAAAGAGAUACUCGCUUACCUGUCCAGGCUUAAUAUAUGGAAAACCACAGCCUGAUGUUACCAUUGCAAAUACUUGUGUAUGUAUAUUGUCAUGUAUAUUGCUUAUGAUUGCACCCUGGCCCACCCUCCGAUAUCCCCCCUUUGCAUCCACAUUUUUUUAUUUUGUUUGCUUGUAUGACUCCAUCCUGAUGCAUGAUGGCCCUCUCUGUUGUUAAGGUCUUUGUCUCACGAUGUCAUUUACUCCCAUCAUUCCAAUAGUGAGGGAACAUAAACGCCUCCAACAGACUAGACAACACUUUUUGCACAAUCCCAUCGUUAUCCGCCCUGACUUCCACGCAGCUACACUUCUCCCAUCACUCAAACGUGUGCGUACACCUUGACUUGUGCAUUUACAAUCUACAGUAUGCAUCGCAGAUGUGUAGACUUUAAAUCAUUAGCUGUUUGAUGUGUAACGUGACAGACUAUCAGCAGACAGGAAUGACUUUGCAAUCGAGAGCAUGAAUUGCCAACCCUACCUGCCUCUUAAAUGACCGGAACAUUCCAAGAACAAUCAGAGGCGACUUCACUCUUGAACCCUUCCUAUCUCAAAUUCAGAGGGACGAGAUGUCGACCCGACUGGC